Molecule: messenger RNA, 1813 nt
Organism: Mercurialis annua (annual mercury)
Lineage: Eukaryota; Viridiplantae; Streptophyta; Magnoliopsida; Malpighiales; Euphorbiaceae
Product: cell division cycle 20.3, cofactor of APC complex-like
Exons: 8
Coding region: 1-1383 (460 amino acids)
Biological process (GO): positive regulation of anaphase-promoting complex-dependent catabolic process; anaphase-promoting complex-dependent catabolic process; positive regulation of ubiquitin protein ligase activity
Cellular component (GO): anaphase-promoting complex
Molecular function (GO): protein binding; anaphase-promoting complex binding; ubiquitin ligase activator activity
Source: RefSeq, a predicted model, not a curated record
AUGGAUAAAAACGAGAAGCAAGAACAACUUGUCCGAUCAGACUGCUACUCUCCAAGACGAUUGCACGAUAGCCCAACCAAAUACAAUUUUCCUGGUGACAGGUUUAUUCCAAAUAGAAGUCUGAUGAAUCUCGAUCAAGCCCACAGUUUGUUGACAAAUAGGACCAAACUAGUUCCCCAUCUCACUUUAAAUGAAGCAUACCAACAGAAGUUGACGGAGAAUAUAAAUUCAGACGCAGAAGGGAGACCAUUUAAGAUGUUGGUUUUCAGCGGAAGUCCAAAAUCGAAUAGAAAUUCAAUUAAUCAUAUUGAUCAGAUGCGACGAGAUGAUGCAGAAGCAUUGAGAAUUAGUAAUCCAAACCAAAAUCAGUGUCUCCGACGCUUGCCUAAGAGGGAAAUGAGGACAUUGGAUGCACCAAAUAUAAAAGAUGACUACUAUAUGAAGAUCAUAGACUGGGGAAACAACAAUGUUCUUGCUGUUGCGUUGGGACAAGCAGUUUAUCUAUGGAAUGCAGAGAAUAGUAAUAUUUUAAAGCUGUUGGAAGUUGAUGGUGUAAAUGAUUACCCAACUAGCAUAGCUUGGUCUGAGGAUAACAGAAGUUUAGCUGUUGGAUUUAUGAAAUCUAAACUUCAGAUUUGGGACACUAAGACAUCCAAAUGUAUUCGACAAAUGGAUGGUCACACGGAUAGGAUAGCAGCCCUCGCCUGGAAUGGUCAUACUCUAACAUCAGGAAGCCAGGACACAACUAUUUUGAAUCAUGAUGCUAGAGCGCGAAACAGUACAACUUGCAGUAUUGUAGCACAUACAUCAGAAGUCUGUGGAUUGAAAUGGUCAGAAGGAAAUUUAUUAGCAAGUGGCGGAAAUGAAAAUAAAAUAUACAUAUGGGAAGCUUCUAAAAUGAGCUCAUCUAGUUUCUUGCACAAAUUUGAUGAUCAUCGCUCUGCAGUGAAAGCUCUUGCUUGGUGCCCUUAUCAAUAUAAUGUACUUGCUUCAGGAGGGGGUGCUAACGACGGGUGUAUUAAGAUAUGGAAUCUACAGAAAGGAUCGUGUAUUACCAACAUCGACACUAAAGCACAGGUUUGUGCUCUAGAAUGGAACAGACAUCACAAGGAGAUAUUGAGUGGACAUGGCUAUAGUCUGGGUGGACUGCAAGACAGUCUGUGCUUGUGGAAGUACCCUGGUUUGAGUAAGGUGGGAGAGAUACAUGGUCAUAGCAACAGAGUUGUUGGCCUUUCUCAGAGUCCUGAUGGCUUAACUGUUGUAUCGGCUGGAGCGGAUCAAACACUACGCUUUUGGGAGAUAUUUGGACCACCUUCUACUGUAAACUCUAACCUCUCAAAUCUGCAGAACCUUCUGUCUCUCAAGACUUCCCCCAUAAGAUGAUACCUCUUGUACUCUGCUUCAAUUUAUUCUAUUGUUGUGCAAAUAAACAAGAGUAUGAUGGAUUUUUUUUUUCUUUUAAUUUAUUGGUGAUACAAAAACCUCAGAUUGUUCUUAGUUGAUAGGUUUGAACUUUACAAUCUUACAACACGGAUCUCUAUAUUUAGUACUUUCAAUUCCAAGAUACAAAGUGAUGCAUUUGAGAGAAAAAAAACUCACAACGUUUUCCGAAUUAUUGUAAUCUACAAUGGUACUGAUUAGUCAGCCUCGGAUUCAUCAUUUUCACUGUCCACGAUCAUCUCUACAUCAUCACUACUUGGCAUGUCGUCCUCAUCUUCUUCUUUUUUCCUCCUAUCUUCUUCCUCUCUCUCUGCAACUUUCUUUUUAGCAGCUUCAAGUCUUUCACUGACUGCAUCCCAUGAUACAAGCUUCU